AUGUCAUCUAAUAUUUUAUUAAAUAGAUUAGUCAAAAAUUAUGAAACACACUUGUAUAGCGGUGAAGUGACACUCGAUGAAUUAAAUUUAUUAGAAUUAUUAGAAUUAAUAUCAGCUGCUGAUGAAUUUAUAUUGUUCGAAUUAAUGAAAUUUACUGAAACAUUCCUGAUUUCUCUUGCAGAUACUUGGAUGAAAACAAAUUUUAUCAAAAUUCAUUUACAUGCCCAUACAAUUACAGGAUGUAAAGCUCUUCAAGAGUUUUGUACAAAGAAAAUUUGUGAAGAUCCUGACUUGAUAUUUUUGCCAAAGGAUUAUGGUAAUUUAAAUGAAGAAGUGUUAAUUAAAUUAUUGAAAAGAGACGAUUUAGAAAUGAAAGAAGUUGAAUUAUGGAAAUAUAUUAUUAAGUGGGGAAUUCAUGAGAGUUCAAGUAAUGUUGAUAAUGAUUCAAAUUUAAAUGAAACUGAUGUUAGUGAAUGGAAUGAAAACAAUUUUAAAGAUUUGUGGGAAGUUUUAAAGAAUUUCAUUGAUUUCGUUAGAUUUUGUAAUAUCUCGGUCGAAGAGUUUGAAAAAGAGGUCCAACCAUAUUCAGAAAUGUUUCCAAGAAAAGUUUAUGAAAAGAUCAUUUGGAGCUUUGUUAAACCACAGGAAUCUAAAAUGAUUAUAAGAGGAAAUAGGGUACGAAAACAAGGUUCUAAUUUAUCUACAAAAAAAUCUUCUUUUCCUGUUCAUAUUGGUGGCUUUCCUCCUUCUAGUAUUGGAUUUAAUGGUUUUGGAGCAUCAUCAACUACUCAGCCUCCGGUAUAUGGAAUGUUAACUACUCAGCCUCCGGUAUAUGAAAUGUUAACUACUCAGCAGCCUGGUUUUGCUGGAUUUGGUAGCCGUAAUUAA
This is a messenger RNA of Funneliformis mosseae, 888 nucleotides long. The record is from the annotation of a GenBank genome assembly. Lineage: Eukaryota; Fungi; Glomeromycota; Glomeromycetes; Glomerales; Glomeraceae.